This is a messenger RNA of Tarenaya hassleriana, 5440 nucleotides long. RefSeq lists its product as uncharacterized. NCBI's taxonomy places the organism in Eukaryota, Viridiplantae, Streptophyta, Magnoliopsida, Brassicales, Cleomaceae. Gene Ontology annotation, molecular function: protein binding. The record is from RefSeq and is a predicted model, not a curated record.
AAUCUCGAUUCUUGCCCUUUCUCUCUCUAGAAAAAAAUUGAUCAACCUAAGAUAAAACACCAGAGAAGCUCUGAGAGACAGAGACAGAGAGAGAGAGGAGAAAACAUCUAGAGGCGAGGAAGAAGAAGAACACCACCAUAAGCGAUGAAGCAGAGCUUGUCGGAGGCAGUGUCUUCGUCGUCUUCGUCGGCGGCGGACCAAUCACAGCCUGCGGUUUCUCCGUCUUCGUCGUCGGCGGAGAAACCGCUCUCAUCGUCUUCGAUAUCUCCGGCGGAGGACCUGCAGGUGGGAUCCUCGAGGGACGGAAGCGGAGGUGCGCAGGAGAUCGUGGCCGUCGAUCGGCGAGGGGAGUACGCCGCCUUGUGCCGAUGGACCGUCCAGAACUUCCCACGUGUUAAGGCCAAGGCAUUGUGGAGCAAGUAUUUCGAUGUCGGAGGCUACGAUUGCCGCCUCCUGGUUUACCCUAGGGGCGAUUCUCAGGCCCUUCCGGGUUAUAUCAGCAUCUAUCUCCAGAUCAUGGACCCUCGUGGAACGACGUCGUCUCGCUGGGACUGCUUCGCUAGUUACCGUCUCUCCAUCGUGAACCAUGUCGACGAUUCCUUGACCAUCCACAAGGAUUCGUGGCACAGAUUCUCCAGCAAGAAGAAAUCUCACGGCUGGUGUGAUUUCACCCUCAACUCUAAUGUAUUGGAUCCCAAGUUGGGCUUUCUGUUUAAUAACGAAUCCCUGCUGAUUACGGCUGAUAUCUUGAUCUUAAACGAGUCCGUAAGCUUUAGUCGUGAUCAUAACAAUGAUGGGCAGUCGUUGUAUAAGGAGAAUUCGAUAGCUGGGCCCGUGCCAGAUGUUUUGAGUGGCAAGUUCACUUGGAAGGUGCAUAAUUUUAGCUUGUUCAAGGAAAUGAUUAAGACCCAGAAGAUAAUGAGCCCUGUUUUUCCUGCUGGUGAGUGUAAUUUGAGGAUUAGUGUGUACCAGAGCGUGGUUAAUGGGCAAGAGUAUUUGUCCAUGUGUCUGGAGAGCAAAGACACCGAGAAGACGGUGGUCUCUGACAGGAGUUGCUGGUGUUUGUUUAGAAUGUCAGUGUUGAACCAGAAACCUGGGUGCACUCAUGUGCAUAGAGAUUCAUAUGGGAGGUUUGCUGCUGAUAACAAGAGUGGGGACAAUACAAGCUUGGGCUGGAAUGAUUAUAUGAAGAUGUCUGAUUUUGUGAACUCAGAAGCUGGGUAUUUAGUGGAUGAUACGGCUGUGUUUACCACCUCGUUUCAUGUUAUCAAAGAACUCAGCUGCUUCACUAAGAAUGCAGGUUUGAUUGGGGGAAGGAAUGGGAAUGGAGCCAGGAAGUCAGAUGGGCACAUGGGAAAAUUCAGCUGGAGAAUUGAAAAUUUCACUAGGUUGAAGGAUCUUCUGAAAAAAAGGAAGAUAACGGGUCUUUGCAUCAAAAGUAAAAGGUUUCAAAUUGGGAACCGGGAUUGUCGACUCAUUGUUUAUCCCCGAGGUCAGUCCCAGCCACCAUGUCAUCUUUCAGUGUUUCUCGAAGUAACAGAUUCACGAAAUACUAGUGAUUGGAGCUGUUUUGUUAGCCACCGGCUGUCAGUUGUGAAUCAGAGGAUGGAGGAAAAAUCUGUGACUAAGGAGUCUCAGAAUCGCUACUCAAAAGCUGCAAAGGAUUGGGGUUGGCGUGAAUUUGUGACGCUUACAAGUCUGUUUGAUCAAGACUCUGGAUUUCUAGUUCAAGAUACUGUGCUAUUCUCAGCUGAGGUUCUUAUUCUGAAAGAGACAUCUAUAAUAAAGGACUUCAUAGAUACUGAAUCUGCUAAUUCAGCUUCCCAGAUCGAUAAUGGCGGGAAAAAAUGUUCAUUUACAUGGAAAGUGGAGAAUUUCUUGGCCUUUAAAGAAAUAAUGGAAACUCGAAAGAUCUUUAGCAAAUUUUUUCAGGCUGGCGGAUGUGAACUUCGGAUUGGUGUGUAUGAGUCCUUUGAUACCAUUUGCAUUUAUCUAGAGAGUGACCAGUCUGCGGGUAUCGAUGCGGAUAAGAAUUUCUGGGUUAGAUACAAGAUGGGUAUUCUAAAUCAAAAGAAUCCAGCUAAAAGCGUGUGGAAGGAGUCAUCGAUUUGUACCAAGACAUGGAACAAUUCUGUCUUGCAAUUUAUGAAAGUGUCAGAUAUGUUGGAGGCUGAUGCAGGGUUUCUGUUGCGUGACACUGUUGUUUUUGUGUGUGAAAUAUUGGAUUGUUGCCCUUGGUUUGAGUUUUCAGACUUAGAGGUCUUGGCUUCAGAUGAUGAUCAGGAUGCCUUAACUACUGAUCCCGAUGAGCCAAUUGAUUCGGAGGACAGUGAAGGAAUAAGUGGAGACGAGGAAGAUACAUUCCGCGAUUUUCUUUCCAGAGCUGGAUUCCAUCUAUCAUAUGGGGAGAACCCUUCACAGCCACAAGUAACUCUUCGAGAGAAGCUUCUAAUGGAUGCAGGUGCAAUUGCUGGUUUUCUGACUGGAUUGCGUGUAUAUCUUGAUGAUCCUACUAAAGUAAAGCGCUUACUUCUUCCGACUAAAGUAUCCAAUAAUGAUAGAAGCAAGCUAACAAACAGUGAUGAAUCUUCACCUAGCCUGAUGAAUUUGUUGAUGGGUGUCAAAGUUCUGCAGCAAGCGAUUAUCGAUUUACUGCUAGAUAUAAUGGUUGAGUGUUGCCAACCAUCAGAGGAAGGUUCUCAUUGUGAACCUUCUGCAAUGUACCCGAAAAGUGAUGGUUGUGAAGCUGCAGCUCCAUUGGAAUCAACGAGGGAAAAUGGAGCAACAGCGGCUCCAUCCCAACAUCCUAUUGAGGAGAGAUUUGGUUCUGGUAUAGAUGAUAGUCUCAGUACCUCAGCUGUACAAAGCUCUGAGAUGAGCGGCAUUGAUAUGCUAGAGAAAGCCCUGGCCAUAGAGCCCCUUUACCCCCGAGAGACAUAUGGGCAGUCUUCUGAAAAUGCUUCACUCCAAUCAAAGACAAAAUGGCCAGAGCAAUCUGAAGAGCUCUUGGGACUGAUCGUGAACUCGUUAAGAGCACUUGACGGGGCUGUUCCUCAAGGUUGUCCUGAGCCAAGGAGGCGACCACACUCUGCUCAAAAGAUCACUCUUGUAUUAGACAAAGCCCCCAAACAUCUUCAACCAGAUCUUGUGAGUUUGGUUCCCAAAUUGGUUGAGCAUUCGGAGCAUCCGCAGGCCGCUUGUUCGCUUAUUGAACGGCUUCAGAAGCCUGAAGCUGAAUCAGCAUUGCGUGUGCCAGUAUUCAAUGCUCUGAGCCAGUUGGAGUGUGACAGUGAAGUGUGGGAGCGCAUUCUAUUCCAGUCAUUUGAGCUUUUGAGAGACUCAAAUGAGGAGUAUCUUGUGGCCACCAUUGAUUUUAUAUUUAAAACGGCCUCUCAGUGUGAACACCUCCCUGAAGCUGUGAGAUCCGUCCGUGAACGGCUGAAAAGCCUGGGUGCAGAUGUAUCUCCUUGUGUCCUUGAAUACUUAAGUAAAACUGUGCAUAGCUGGGGAGAUAUUGCUGAAAUGAUAUUGAAAGAUAUUGAUCGUGAUGACAGUUUUGGUGGAGAUUCUAUGCCAUUGCCCUGCGGGGGGCUCUUUCUGUUUGGUGAAAAUGGGUCUAAUAGCUCGGAAAUGUCUCAUUUGAUGGAUGAGCAAUCCCUUCAUUCUAACCGUCCCUUCUUCGAUGUGUUCAUCCUGUUGGAUAUGUUGUCCAUAUCCUGCCUAGCCGUGGAUGCAUCUCAAACUUUCGAGAGAGCUGUGGCUCGGGGGUUGAGGGGAUUGAUUGUUCCUCAGUCUGUCGCCAUGGUCCUGGAUAAACGUCGUGUUCAGAGGUCAAAUCUGAAUUCUACAACUGGGGAAUCGUCUUUUCCCCAUCAAGAUCCUGUAUUAGAGGGAGAAGCUUUCGAGCAAUCCACGGCCGGGGCAAUGGAGUUCAUGACGAUUCUUGGUCUUGCCGAGACAUUGGCUCACUCUUCCGAGUUUGUCAAAACGCUCUACACGAUAUUGUUGAAAUGGUUUCCUGAUGAGUCUUGUAGGGGGCGGAUGCUGAAGAGACUUGUAGAUCGGUUCACCAGCUCUACGGGUAGUACCAGCCAUCAUGACUUAGACAUCGAGUUGGAGAUUCUGGUGAUUCUGAUUUGUCAGCAGCAAGAGGUAGUCAGACCCGUCUUAACGAUGUUGAAAGAAGUCGUGGAACUUGCGAAUGUUGAUCGAGCAGCUCUGUGGCACCAGUUAUGUGUGAACGAGGAAGAACUCAUUCGCACGAGGGAAGAAAGGAAGAUCGAGAUUCAGAAUAUGGCAAAGGAGAAAGCCGCUUUCACGCAAAAAAUAAGUGAUUCCGAGGCUGCAAAUACCCGCCUCAAGUCUGAUAUGAAGGCGGAGAUGGAUCGUUUUGCCCGGGAAAAGAAGGAGCUGUCUGAACAGGUCCGUGUUAUAGAGAGCCAGCUGGAGUGGAUUCGCUCAGAACGCGAAGACGAGAUAGCCAAGCUCUCAGCUGAGAAGAAGGCUCUUUCCGAUCGCCUUCACGAGGCAGAGACACAACUUGGUCUGCUUAAAACCCGGAAACGAGAUGAACUGAAGAGGGUGAUGAAGGAGAAAAACGCUCUGGCCGAGAGGUUAAAGAGUGCAGAGGCAGCUCGGAAAAGAUUCGAUGAAGAACUGAAACGAUAUGCCACGGAGAACGUGACCCGGGAAGAAGUCCGAAAAUCGCUCGAGGACGAGAUUAGGAGACUGACGCAGACGGUAGGGCAGACGGAAGGAGAGAAACGGGAGAAGGAAGAUCAGAUUGCUCGGUGUGAAGCAUACAUCGAUGGCAUGGAAUCCAAACUGCAAGCUUGCCAGCAAUACAUCCACUCGUUAGAAUCAUCGCUUCGGGAGGAAAUCUCGAGACACGCACCCUUAUACGGGGCAAACUUGGAGAGCCUAUCGAUGAAGGAGUUGGAGACGAUAGCUCGGAUUCACGAAGAAGGGCUAAGGCAAAUCCACGCGCUUCAGCAACGGAAGGGAAACCCGUUACCGCACGGGCUUCCCCACAGCCACGGGCUCUACCCGAGCUCCAUGACGGCCCCCCCUCAACUACCCUCGGUGGCAAUCGGUUUGCCGCCUCAGCUGAUCCAGAACGGUUCGGUGGUUCAUUCGAAUGGGCACGUGAAUGGUUCGAUAGGGCCACCAUGGUUUAGCCACCAGACCUGAAAAGGUAGUUAGGAGAGAUUUUAACCUUGAAAGAAAUGGCCUCCGAGCUUGUAAGAGGUAAUCAUAAUAUCCCUGUUUCCCUUCACAUUGUUUUUUCUUUUUGGUUUAUGAGAAGUCGCAGGGCUUUGUUGGCCGCUAGUACCAUUGGGGGUUGGAAUAAACAUAUGAGUUUCUUAGUGGAAGAAGAAAAGGGUGUUGUAAAAGCUGAAAGAUUAUCCAUUAAUCCAAUGGAACUAACUGUUGCUUCUCU